GGAAAACUUCCCCUUCCCCAGUUCAGACGCUCCGAUUCCUCCUGGGGAGCCGGGAGCCUCCGCGUCCUUCUCGCCUCUCUUUGCGGGCGCUUGUGGGGCGGCAUCCAUGGCUUUGGCUGGGCUCCCCCUGGUGCUGCUGGUGGGGGCGCUGGGCCGGAUCCCCGGAAACGAAGGGGCGAAGGAGACCCCCGCCCAUUUCCUGCACCAGGAGAAGUUCGAGUGCCUCUUCCUCAACGGGACGCAGCGGGUGCGGUUUCUGGAUCGGUACUUCUACGACCGGCAGGAGUUCGUCCGCUUCGACAGCGACCUCGGGAAACAUGUGGCCGUCACGGCGUUGGGGGAGGCGGUUGCGGACGAUUGGAACGGAGACAAGCAGAUCAUACAGUACAAGAAGCUCGUUGUGGAUUCCUUCUGCCGAUACAACUACGAGAUCGGCAGCUACGAGGCGGCCAAGAGGGAGGAGCGAACGAUCGGACGGAGAAGUGAG
This is a messenger RNA of Pseudonaja textilis, 487 nucleotides long. Lineage: Eukaryota; Metazoa; Chordata; Lepidosauria; Squamata; Elapidae. The record is from RefSeq and is a predicted model, not a curated record.